Molecule: messenger RNA, 1671 nt
Organism: Trypanosoma conorhini
Lineage: Eukaryota; Euglenozoa; Kinetoplastea; Trypanosomatida; Trypanosomatidae
Product: putative tartrate-resistant acid phosphatase type 5
Exons: 1
Coding region: 1-1671 (556 amino acids)
Molecular function (GO): ferric iron binding; ferrous iron binding; acid phosphatase activity
Source: RefSeq, a predicted model, not a curated record
AUGGGCAAUGCGGUGCCUCUGUUCCGCAUCAUCCGCCGAGGGAAUAGGAGUGGCGACCAUGACGGCCACUCAGGAUUGUUGGCGCGAGAGCCGCGGGGCGCAUUGGGGUGGGCUAGAGUUUUUCUAGUGAUGUUGUCGGGUACUCUUCUCCUCUGCCUUGUGGCGUUUUGCUCUUACCGCGAUGGCCCCUCCGGACCCAUCAUCCGAAUGCUGCCCUCAGAGCACCCUCCACAAGCCGGUCUCACUGAGCUGGCGAACGGCACGCGUUUCUGGCUCCGUGGCUCGUGGGGCCGCAUCGUGAGCGUCACCGACGGUUGCAGGGCACAUCCCCGCUUCGAGAGUUUUGCGUUGGCCUGCAAAAGCGCCUCGGGCAAACUGACUUCGCUGGUGGUGAUGCUGGAGUUGAUGCCGCUCUUGGUAAUACACGGGGUGCACUGCAAAGAGUGUCACUUGCCGUUUUCUGGGCAGGUGGAGGUUGAGAAAACUCCCGCUGCAGAUCUCAAACAGACGGAGGCGCUCUCGCCUCGCGUGGUGCAAAAUGCCAAGGUAACGCUUCCACCCCUACCACAGUCGUGCCGGCGGUUUAGACGCGAUGAAAAAGAUGAAUGGGGUUUUGGUAUACAAGGACUGCUGCCGUCCGACUGCAUGGUUCGCUUCGACCUUUUGGUUUCCCUUUCGAGCCACGCGACGGAGGUCGCAAAGGCCGUGCCGCCGAUAUGUUUUGCAGCUAUUGGAGACUGGGGAGGUGCCACACCGAACCAGGGCUUCGUCAUCAAACAUCUUCAGCGGUUGAUGCGGCGGCAUUGGGUUAAAUUUUUGGUUUCCACCGGCGAUAAUUUUUAUCCGUCCGGGGUUAGCUCUGUUCGAGACCAGGCUUGGUCCACGACGUUUGAGAAGCCGUUUUCAGAUGUGGCGUUUCAGGCAGUGCCGUUUCUCAUCUCUGUCGGAAACCAUGAUUUGCGGGGGAAGCUCUCCGCACAGAUAGGCUACGGGAAGAGAAGUGCCCGCUGGUACUUUCCGGCGUCGCACUACGGCGCCAGCAUUCCCCUCGUCCAGGCCUGUUCCGAUGUCACGGCAGGUGGUGCGACGGCAGUGUUGGUAAACGAUACGACCGAGUCAUGUGCCGCGGAUUUGUUGGAUAUGUAUGUGCUGAAUAGUUACGCAGACGGCUCUUGGCAGCAGCAGGUGGCUGACGGCACCGAUUUUUUUUCGCGUCGUCUGCGCGGGAGAAAUCAUCGCUGGAGGCUGGUGGUGAACCAUGAAACGGUGUUUUCAGGUAGUAUGCAUGGGAUGCAUUUGGCCCGGAACCGUCCCUUCCGCAGGCGUGCACUGCCUUUUCUUGCUAAGCAUGAAAUACACAUGUAUCUUAACGGGGAUGAUCAUCUGUUGGAGGUACACCGCUAUGAAGAGACGGAUUUUAUCACCUCAGGCGCCGGCGGUGGUGCGCUGCUCUACGCGAGCUUCGCCAGAUUGCCUACAACGUUGUGGCGACCGGAGAAAAUCCCUGGCACGGACGGAAAUGGUGAGAAAUUUGUGCUUGGGUUCACGUUGCACUGCACUGUACCCUUUUCAGAUGUUCUCUUGACCACGUUGUACAACGUCAAUGAAACGCACGCGGAGAUUCUGUACAACCACACGACCUGUUAUGGCCGAAGUUGUUUCAUUAACUAA